Molecule: messenger RNA, 585 nt
Organism: Sclerotinia borealis F-4128
Lineage: Eukaryota; Fungi; Ascomycota; Leotiomycetes; Helotiales; Sclerotiniaceae
Source: the annotation of a GenBank genome assembly
AUGAACGCAAUUCGCCAAAGCUUCCUACAUGUUUUGGACGCCAGUCGUUUUAGUGAUGAUCUGAUCAACUUCCUUGAACUAUUCAAGGAUGGUGGUCUACUAGAGCAGCGCGACCAUAAUGGCCAAACAAAUUCUACGGGCCAGACAGCAAUACAAUUUUCGCUUCGGGACAAUCAAGGUCUUAGUGCAGCACAGCAUAUACGAAACGUUGCUCAAGCUCAAAAUCCUUAUGCAUCAUAUGGCCAUGUCGGCCACGCCCAAGCUAUAGUAGUCUAUGGAAAUAUCGCCAAUCAAUUCAUUGCGCAAACAGAAAUCCCCGGCAAUUUUAUCGAAGAAACACAAAAUCGUGUCGCUGUCCUUAAAGAUCGAGACGGACACACUGCACUAUAUCACGCCAUACGCAAAGGCUAUUGUGACUGUGUCGCCAUUCUACUUCAACACGGAGCUCAUGAACAUUUGUUGGCUAAAGAUCAAGAAAUUUUUGAUAAAUUGCAGAAACAGUUGGCGGUUGUGUCGGCUUUGAUUGCUUGUAAGGCUGUCUUGGAACCGACGCAGCUUCAGGCUUAUGGUGUUGAUCCAACUUGA